Syngnathoides biaculeatus (alligator pipefish) is the source of this 1336-nucleotide messenger RNA. RefSeq names its product zinc finger protein 771-like. The coding region runs from base 281 to 1288 and encodes 335 amino acids. Gene Ontology annotation, molecular function: RNA polymerase II cis-regulatory region sequence-specific DNA binding; DNA-binding transcription factor activity. The record is from RefSeq and is a predicted model, not a curated record. NCBI's taxonomy places the organism in Eukaryota, Metazoa, Chordata, Actinopteri, Syngnathiformes, Syngnathidae. The transcript has 2 exons. Gene Ontology annotation, biological process: regulation of transcription by RNA polymerase II.
CGUUGAGUACCGACAAGAGAAGAAGAAGAGGAAUCGGAAGUGGUCAAUUUGUUGCCGAGUGAAGCGUCGGACACUGGCGAAAAAUUACAUCAAUUGUUUUAUUUUGUUGUCUAUCUUUUUCGACCGCCUAACACUCCUGGCGUGUUUUAGAAGGUGAACUCGUAGAGUUAAAGCUGGUCUUAAGCGAAUUAGUUGAGAGGCGCUCGCGUUAGCUUAGCUUGCUAGCGGCAAACCGGCAGGGGCGUUCAAAAUAAUAACAAACGCGGCGCUCGUCGGCAAAAUGUGCAAAGUCACAAUGCUCAGAGAGUUGAUGAAGCAGCGCCUGCACUUGGCCGUGGAGGAAAUUUAUCAACUUUUUGAACGGACCAUCAUGGAGUACGAGGAGGAACUCAGUCGAACAAAGGAGGAGAAAGAGCGACAAGGCCAACUGCUCGACGCCGUUUUGAAGUCGCGCGCUGUCAAACAGCAGGAAGACACGCAGAAGGUGUUGGUGAGGAGCCAAGAGGGGGAGGAGCCAGCGGCGGAGGCCCCCCACAUUAAAAAGGAAGAGGAGGACGUGUGGAGCGGUCAGGAUGGACCGCAACCCCAAUGGCCGGCGGGGGAAGAGGAGGAGGGCGCCGACGAAGCCCGCGAUGAGCGACCGCACUCGGACCCGGACAGCAACUUCGCUCCGCUUUCCGAGAUGGACGACAACUCCGAUUCCGGGAGGGAGAAAUCGUUCCGCUGCUCGUUUUGCCGUAAACGAUUCUCGUCCAACGGGAACAUGAAGAGACACAUGAAAAUACACCAACAGACGGAGAAAGUUUUCAGCUGCGCCGUUUGCGUGGAAAGUUUCCCCACCAGAGGGCUGCUCGUGUCGCACAAAAACCGGCGACACACCGACAAGAACUCGGGCGAGCAAAGGUUCGACUGCGCCGAAUGCGGGAAGACGUUCGCCACGACGGCUCGUUUGAAGAGACACAUGGCCAAGCACACCGGGGAGAAACCUUUCGUGUGCUCCUUCUGCGGCAAAAGAUUCAGUCUCAGUUACAUUUUGAAACGACACAUGCGGUCGCACUCCAGCCGCGAGCGCUUCUCGUGCCCGGUUUGCGCCAAAGGGUUCACGACCAAGUGGUACAUCGCCAUGCACAUGAGGACGCACACCGGCGAGAAACCCUUCCAGUGCGCCGUGUGCCACAAACAAUUCCACUUUAAGAACGGCUUCAAGAAGCACACUUGCGUCGCCGACAGCCAAAACGCCGGAAACGAAGACGGAGGGCGGGGGAGGAAGAGCUCGGCGGACCAAUGAAAUUGUUUAUUUUGCUCCUUCUUGCAAUAAAAGUCACAACUAGUCAAA